Molecule: messenger RNA, 924 nt
Organism: Torulaspora globosa
Lineage: Eukaryota; Fungi; Ascomycota; Saccharomycetes; Saccharomycetales; Saccharomycetaceae
Gene: GCN3
Product: translation initiation factor eIF2B subunit alpha
Exons: 1
Coding region: 1-924 (307 amino acids)
Biological process (GO): translational initiation
Cellular component (GO): eukaryotic translation initiation factor 2B complex
Molecular function (GO): translation initiation factor activity; guanyl-nucleotide exchange factor activity
Source: RefSeq, a predicted model, not a curated record
AUGUCUCAAUUCAGCAUUACCGAGACCUAUCUUAAGUUCCUGGAGGAAGAUCCGGAGAUGACCAUGCCAAUCGCUGCUAUUGAGUCGCUGGUUACCUUACUGCGAGUUAAGAACCCUGAGACAGCAGCGGAGAUGAUCAACACUAUCAAAUCGGCAGCCAAUGAAUUAACACAAUCGAUUCCGAAUUCCAUAUCUUUAAAGGCCGGUUGCGAUAUCUUUAUGCGGUUUGUUCUGAGAAAUACACAUCUUUACGGUGACUGGGAGAACUGCAAAGAGCAUCUGAUCGAGAAUGGCCAGCUUUUCGUCUCCAGAGCCAAGCUCACAAGAGAUAAAGUAGCUCAGAUCGGUCUCGAUUUCAUAUCUGAUGACGACACGAUCUUGGUACACGGGUUCUCCAGGGCAGUCUUCACUCUAUUGAAGCAUGCAGCUGAGAAGUUCAUUAGAUUCAGAUGUGUGGUGACCGAAUGUAGGCCUACAUCUCAAGGAAAGCAGCUUUACUCCCUUCUGCAGGAGAAGGGUAUCCCAGUUAUAAUGGUGGUCGACGGCGCUGUCGGCGCCGUUAUCGACCAAGUAGAUAAAGUGUUUGUGGGUGCCGAGGGCGUAGCCGAAUCAGGUGGUAUCAUCAAUGUCGUCGGUACGUAUUCCGUGGGAGUGCUUGCUCGAAAUGCGAGAAAGCCGUUUUACGUCGUGACAGAAUGCCACAAGUUUGUACGUAUGUUCCCGCUGUCGCCAGAUGACCCAUCGAUGCAGGGCAAAUCGCUGGAUUUCACACGUAAGAACGACGACGACGAACCGCAAGAGAUGCUCCGUGGCCCUAGAUUGGACUACACGGCUCAAGAAUACAUUACUGCAUUGAUCACCGACUUGGGAGUGCUAACGCCGAGCGCGGUCUCAGAGGAACUAAUCAAAAUGUGGUACGAUUGA